CUUUCUCUCCCAUUUCCUCCGACUCUGUCUCUACCCACUUCCUCCUCAAUCCUCUUCCCACUACUCUCUCUCUCUCUCUCUCUCUCUCUCUCUCUCUCUCUCUCUCUCUCUCUCUCUCUCUAACAACUGAGUCAUCACCACCCAACCAUGGGCGAGAAGAAGAACGAAGGAGACAACAACAACAACAAGAAAGGUGGAGAUAACAACAAUGACGGCGGAAACAAGAAGAAGAACGAAACGGCAGCCGUCACCGUCGUUUUGAAGGUUGACAUGCAUUGCGAAGGUUGCGCUUCCCGAAUCGUCAAAUGUGUUCGCUCUUUCCAAGGUGUUGAGACUGUGAAAUCGGAGUCGGCUACAGGGAAACUAACGGUGACCGGAGCUUUAGAUCCGGCUAAACUAAGGGAGAAACUUGAAGAGAAGACAAAGAAAAAAGUCGAUUUGGUUUCUCCUCAACCCAAAAAGGACAAAGACAACAAAAACAAAAACGAUGAUGACAACAAAAACAAACCAGAGGAGAAGAAGAAAGCAGAGUCCGAGAAAAAACCCAAAGAGACUCCGGUAACAACGGCGGUACUGAAGCUAAACUUCCAUUGUCAAGGUUGUAUUGGUAAAAUCCAAAAGACUGUCACUAAAACCAAAGGUGUUAAUGGUUUAACGAUGGAUAAAGAGAAGAAUUUGGUAACGGUUAAAGGAACAAUGGAUGUGAAGAAGCUUGUUGAGAGUUUAAGUGAGAAGCUGAAACGUACUGUGGAGAUUGUACCACCGAAGAAAGAUAAAGAGAAUGGUAACGAAGCUGGAGAGAAGAAGAAAGGAGGAGGAGGAGACGGUGGUGGUGGGAAAGAGAAGUCUGGUGGUAAUAAAGGAGGCGGAGGAGAAGGAGUGAAUAUGAUGGAGUAUGUGGCGGCUCAGCCUGCUUACGGGUACGGGUAUUAUCCAGGUGGGCCUUAUGGGUACCCGAUUCAAGCCCACGCGCCACAGAUUUUUAGUGAUGAGAAUCCAAACGCGUGUGUCGUUAUGUGAAGCGGCGGCGGUUUAUGAUGAGAGAAAGAAGUGUGUGGUGGUAGAAAUUUGUAAAUAUGGUUAUAAUCUUUGGGGUAUUUUCGUCUUUUGGGAUUUUCUUAUUACGAGUUUCAGUUUUGGAAUUUUCUUGUUUUUUAACUUUUUUGGUUUUUUUUUUAUCUAGCUGGGCAUAUUUAAUUACUGAAAUUAAAACAUGCAAAUAUAUCCUACAAAGAGAUUUUUAAUAAUUUUCUUUUGUCUUA
Molecule: messenger RNA, 1262 nt
Organism: Camelina sativa (false flax)
Lineage: Eukaryota; Viridiplantae; Streptophyta; Magnoliopsida; Brassicales; Brassicaceae
Product: heavy metal-associated isoprenylated plant protein 3
Molecular function (GO): metal ion binding
Source: RefSeq, a predicted model, not a curated record